AUGGAACGGAAGCACAAUGUCCACUGCUUCAGCAUCUCGCGCCUGCCGAUCAAAAAGUGCCCACCAGAACUUCUACUGGAGAUAUUCAAGCUUUAUCUCGGCGGCUCUCUCUAUCCAUUUGGCCAUCCGCGAAUCAAGAGCCUACUCCUGGUUUGCAGGGACUGGUAUCAACUGGUGAUGGACAGCCCCCAGCUCUGGGCACGCAUAGAGCUCGCACUCGAGAUUAGGCACGACGAGGCUCAACUGAAUACGCUCAGGCCAUAUGUGAUGGCUUGCCUGAACAGGAGCAAAGGCCUGUUGCUAGAUGUCGUGCUUCGAUUUGAGUCCGUGGAUGAUGCAGCAGCCAGAAUUGAGCGGUUGGCUAGCAAGAAUGCCAACUACUUCGACGAGCAGGGUAUAUGCGUGCGAAACAUCGAUUACCAGAAACUCCAGAGACUUUCGUCAGAAAUAAGUCGUACGGACUUCAGGUUUCACCUUCUUUCGGAGAUUGUAGGGCCUCAGGGACUCGGCGUCGCUCGUUGGAGGAGCCUUGAAGUGGAUAUGCCAGAUUACCACUAA
Messenger RNA from Serendipita indica DSM 11827, 558 nucleotides. The record is from the annotation of a GenBank genome assembly. NCBI's taxonomy places the organism in Eukaryota, Fungi, Basidiomycota, Agaricomycetes, Sebacinales, Serendipitaceae.